Oncorhynchus masou masou (cherry salmon) is the source of this 1030-nucleotide messenger RNA. RefSeq lists its product as uncharacterized. The record is from RefSeq and is a predicted model, not a curated record. Bases 1 to 834 code for a protein of 277 amino acids. The transcript is spliced from 9 exons. Lineage: Eukaryota; Metazoa; Chordata; Actinopteri; Salmoniformes; Salmonidae.
AUGAAGAAUGAUAUCCUGGGUUUAAACUAUCCAGAAGAUAGUGAAGUGAAGGAUCCCCUGCCUCAGAUCGAGUUGAAGGCUGUGACAAGGAGAAAAGUUAAGACCAAGAGGAAGACCAGUGCCAACAGGUCCAUAGUUGAACAGAGCACUGAUACUGAUGCAGCUGAGAGAGAUUUUGUUGAUAAUCAGAAUGAUGAAGAAGAGGAUGAGGUGAAGAAGAAUCCUCUGCCUCAGAUGGAGCAGGAUGCCGUGAAGAGAAAUAAAGUCAAGGCUCAGCAUCCGAGCCGGCGGAGGAGGGUGGCAGUGAAGCGGCAGGUGGCAGUGAUGUGGAGAGGGGAGCAACGGAGAACGGCCUGUCAGACCAGGGCUCUUGACCUCCCACCAAUCGAUCCGGAUGCUUUCAACCCGAUUAUCAUCCGGUUUCUGGAAAAACUUACUGAGGAGCAAUGGAGGCAGUUAAGCAUUGGCAGGAUGGACCCUGUGAUGAGGGCAUUGCUUGCAGAGAUGUGCCUGCAGAUUGUGCGGUUUGUAUCUGAGGCCAUCCUGGAGGUCAUCAUCCCUGCAAUUUUCCGUUUUGUACGGAUAUACAGCCAUGUGUCUCCAGUAUCCGGCAAGUCUCUGACAGAAUCAGAGAGAUCCUCUAGCACAAACCUGAAGGUUCGCAAGAGAGGCAGCAGCAAAUCCUCAAGGUCUUGCACGGCCAAAUCAAGCUCCUCUCGUAAUGGGUCUCAGACAGUGUUGCCAAAUACUCAGGGAGAUGUGUACAAAGAAGGACAACAAGAAGAACCACUGCACUCCAACACCUUCCCAGAACCAGACCCCUGCCGUCAGUGAAACAGCAAUUGUCAAUGAUCAAGAAUCCUGCCGAACAGAGAGUGUGUGCUCCACCAUGAAGAAACCAGGGAAGCGUUCGCUCAUUUCCAGGAUGUUUUCAGCUAUAGGCAAAGCCUUGUCCAGUCCCUUUACUUCCUGCUAUAAAAAGAAGAGCACCUAAUCUAUAUUUCAAAAUAAAUAUUUGAAAUUAACAUAA